AUGGCCGAUUCUAAAAAGGGCAGCGCUUACGGCGCCCCUGCCGGUGACACCGACUUCCGAAAAACGUGGGAUCUGGACGAAUAUGCAGCCAAAGCCAAGGACCGCGAGGCCAAAGAGAAGGAAGAGGCGAAGGCGCGCUACGAAGCAAAGCUCGCAGGCAAAAAAUACCACAAGCCAUUAACUGGCGACGAGACCUACACCACAGCCCGACGAAAUGUCAUCGAUCUUACCGCACAAGUUGGCAAAACACAGCUUGUGCCCGCCGGCGCUGGCGUCGGAAAGCGAGGACGCAGUGCUGGCUUCUACUGCGAGUCGUGCGACCUUACAUUCAAAGACAACAAGCAGUUCAUCGAACAUUUGAAUACUACACAACAUUUGCUGAACACGGGGCAGACGACGGAAGUGAAGCGCGCUACGGCGGAGGAGGUUCACGAGCGGAUUGCGUACUAUGUUCGGAGACGGGAAGAUUUGGAGAAGGAAAAGGCAACGAGCUUACAGGAGAGGCUACAAAUACGAGAAGAGGAGAGAGAAAAGGAGCUGGAGGAAAGGCGGCAACGAAGGAGAGAGGAGGUGGAGAGGAAGCGAAAAGAGAAGGAAGAUGCGGUCAAAGUCAAGACGGAGUAUGGCGAGGAUGUCCGUAUUGAGGGGGAGCAUGACGAGGAUGAUAUGAUGGCGCAGAUGGGAUUUACUGGAUUUGGGACAUCGAAAAAGUAG
Molecule: messenger RNA, 714 nt
Organism: Pochonia chlamydosporia 170
Lineage: Eukaryota; Fungi; Ascomycota; Sordariomycetes; Hypocreales; Clavicipitaceae
Product: C2H2 finger domain-containing protein
Exons: 1
Coding region: 1-714 (237 amino acids)
Biological process (GO): mRNA splicing, via spliceosome
Cellular component (GO): U4/U6 x U5 tri-snRNP complex; spliceosomal complex
Molecular function (GO): nucleic acid binding; zinc ion binding
Source: RefSeq, a predicted model, not a curated record